CACCUUCUUCAUCCGCUCCUAGAACAAUAUGUAUAUAUAUAUUCUUUAGGUGCUAUUAUGAUAUUAUAAGUUCUGUAACCAUGGCAAAGCUCAUACCUACAGUAGCUCUCAUUAGCGUUCUCUUGGUCAUUAUUGCCAAUGCAUCUUUUGCCUACACAACCGCCACCACAACUGUUGAGGUCGAUGAUACCAAUCCAAGUAGGACGGGAAUAUGGUCGCCUUCAGAAAAUUGCCGCCAGGAACUUGAGGGGAAGGAUUUGAGCGCCUGUCUGAUGUACGUAGCGGCAAGUUCGAGGACAUCAACGGACAAAAAUGUGUUGGAGAUGCCCGGAGAGAAAAACCAGCAGGAGAGACAGCAGCUCCGGGAGUGUUGCAAAGAAGUACAGCCAGUAAGAGAAGAUUGCCAAUGUGAGGCAAUCCAGGCUAUAAUCGCAGAGUGGCUUGACCGUGCACGUCAGACGCAAAUGGGAGAUUACCAGAGAGUGCUUGUAAGGACAGGUAGGAUAUCAUUUUCCUGCGAUCUGCGGGCGCAGUGCCUAGCCCAAACAUUCUUGUUCUGAAUGCCUGUCAGGGCAGGUACUGUACGUAUCAAUGUGGCAGUCCAGUAAAUAAAGUUCAUUGCGCAAUGUGUUUAUUUUCAACAAAAAGUAGAUUUUUGGUAGUAUGUUAUCUUCUGGUGUUCUGUAAUGAAAUGAAGUAAAAUUCCAGUA
Molecule: messenger RNA, 710 nt
Organism: Ricinus communis (castor bean)
Lineage: Eukaryota; Viridiplantae; Streptophyta; Magnoliopsida; Malpighiales; Euphorbiaceae
Product: 2S seed storage albumin protein-like
Exons: 1
Coding region: 81-560 (159 amino acids)
Molecular function (GO): nutrient reservoir activity
Source: RefSeq, a predicted model, not a curated record